AUGCAUAAGCCAUCUGGAUAAACAACUGUUUCCAAUUAUUGCUUUGACCAGUGGCUACACUUCAUUUUGGCACUUUAGCUCUUCUGCGCUCCUGUCCAAACCAUAACAGUCACAACUAAUCAAAGGCACUUGUAGGGAUACUGCUUUUGGCCUCAGAAAGGUUUGAGCCGGUUUUGGCCAGCCUCUCGCCUGCUCUCCGUCCGCUUGGAAAAGUUGAAAUUCCUGAAGGCAUUUUGCUUCAGGUUUCUCGGGGAUUUAAACAUGUAUGCAGAGGCUCUGGUGAAUCCUGUGUCGGUCUCCUCACUCCUGAUUCUCUUCUCAGCUUUUGCAGGAACUGUAUCACAAUCACUGAGAACAGUAACUGGGGACUGCAGACUUUCCACAGAAUUUUCACUGCGACGGUGCAGGACACCGGACGGCCUUAUUUGUAGUGGGAGGGGUGAUUGUAGCUGUGGAAUCUGCAUAUGUCACGUCGCGGACCCUGGGAAGUUUUAUGGCCCACGCUGUGAGUGUCACGACUGGGUCUGUGCAACAUAUGAUGGGAAAAUCUGCGGAGGUCACGGUACCUGUGACUGUGGGAAAUGCAUGUGUGAGGAGAGCUGGUUUGGCGAAGCCUGCCAGUAUAAAGAAGACUGUAACCUUUCGAAGAGAAAAAGUAAAGAGUUAUGCCGAAACACUCAAGGAGUAAUCUGUUCAAAUGCAGGAUCCUGUCACUGUGGCAGCUGCAUAUGUCAAAACCCGGAUGGCCGGGGUCUUAUCAGUGGGAGGUUCUGCGAGUGCAACGACGGCGAAUGCCUCGAUGAGGAGACCGGUGAGAUGUGUGGAGGCCAUGGAAAGUGUUACUGUGGAAACUGUUACUGUGCGGCUGGUUGGCAUGGAGAUAAAUGUGAAUUCCAGUGUGACAUCAGCCCAUGGGAGAGCAAGAGGAGAUGCACAUCUCCAGGUGGCAAGAUUUGUAGCAACCGAGGGACAUGCAUCUGUGGGGAAUGCACCUGCUACGAUGUAGACCCCUCUGGCGAGUGGGGGGACAUUCACGGAGAAACCUGUGAGUGUGACGAGAGGAGCUGCCACUCCGUUUACGACAGAUACUCAGACGACUUCUGCUCUGGUCAUGGACAGUGCAACUGUGGGAGAUGUGAUUGCACGGACGGCUGGGUUGGGAAGAAAUGCGAGCAUCCACUUUCAUGUCACCUGUCCCCUGAGGCCAGUCUGAGGCGGUGUCAGGGAACGUCCAUCAUACCGUGCUCCGGCAGAGGGCAGUGCCAAUGUGGUCAGUGUACUUGUCACCCUCUGGGGGACACGAGGGUGCACGGGAAGAACUGCGAGUGCGAUGACCGCCAGUGUGAGGACAUGGAAGGCAACGUCUGUGGUGGUCACGGCUUCUGCUCCUGCGGUCGGUGCAUCUGCAGCGACGGCUGGUUUGGAAAGCUUUGCCAGUUCCCACGGACCUGUAACAUGACCGACGCGGACAGCAAAAGCCUAUGCGAGACAUCCGAUGGCGUCAUCUGCACAGGCAGAGGUUCCUGCCACUGUGGAAAGUGUAUAUGCUCGCCCCAGGACUGGUAUGUGUCCGGAGAGUUCUGCGAAUGCGACGACAGAGACUGCGACAAACAUGAUGGUCUCAUCUGCACAGGUAAUGGCUGGUGUAGCUGUGGCAACUGUGAAUGCUGGGAAGGAUGGACUGGAAACGCGUGUGAAAUUUGGGUGGGAUCAGAGUACUAAUACUUCAAGGGGACAAGGAGACUUCGUGGAACUGAAAAAGAUCAUGACGUUGCCAAGAGGCUGAUGAAAAACCAUAAUGAAUGAUAAUAAUGAAAAGAACAAAGAGAAUCACAGAUCUGGGAUGUAAUUCUUCAUUCACAUUUCUGCAUAUCACCUGUAUAACAGCAUUCAUGUUAAUGUUUACAAAUUAUCUUUAUUAAAACUAUAUUGUUGUAUGCAAGUAAACAAUUGUGGAAGCAAGAGCAGUUUUUUUUUUCCUGUGUAGACACAUGACAUUUAAACAAUUUAUGUUUCCAAUACAACUAUAUGUUUGAAAAUUAUUUAUCUAGAUGCUUACAUAUUCAGUAAAGCCACACAGUUUAAGCUGUAAGUACAUGGACAGAAUCCAAACAAUGUAAGAUAAACCAAAAAUGUUUUAUUAUCAUGAAUAAUAUUUGUUGUGAUGUUACUCUGUGCUGAAUAUUAGUGCUUUUUCAUUGUAUAUUUUGACCAACUGUCAUGUAUAAUCAAAUUAUUUUAUGAAAAAUGCAUUGUGUGUAUUAAAAUCAGAUGGAAUAUAUUUUCCAUUUAUAGUACUAAUAAUAAUUAUUAUUAUUAUCAUCAUGAAUAAUAAUAAUAACUGUACUACAGCACAACAUUAGCAUGAAACCAGUGCAACAUCCUGUAGUGAAUAAGUUUAAAAGAACUUGGAAAGACAUAUUUGCAAUGGCAUAUGCUGUCAAAUAAAACAGUGCAAAAUU
Brienomyrus brachyistius is the source of this 2462-nucleotide messenger RNA. RefSeq names its product integrin, beta-like 1 (gene itgbl1). The transcript has 11 exons. Gene Ontology annotation, biological process: integrin-mediated signaling pathway; cell-matrix adhesion; cell adhesion mediated by integrin. NCBI's taxonomy places the organism in Eukaryota, Metazoa, Chordata, Actinopteri, Osteoglossiformes, Mormyridae. Gene Ontology annotation, molecular function: integrin binding. The record is from RefSeq and is a predicted model, not a curated record. The coding region runs from base 262 to 1722 and encodes 486 amino acids. Gene Ontology annotation, cellular component: cell surface; integrin complex; focal adhesion.